Molecule: messenger RNA, 4295 nt
Organism: Schistocerca nitens (vagrant locust)
Lineage: Eukaryota; Metazoa; Arthropoda; Insecta; Orthoptera; Acrididae
Product: single Ig IL-1-related receptor-like
Exons: 9
Coding region: 201-1673 (490 amino acids)
Biological process (GO): signal transduction
Source: RefSeq, a predicted model, not a curated record
GCGAAGGAGUGAGGAUCGUGCCGCUGCUGCUCCCGCUGACGCCCGCUUCGCGUGGUCCGCGCCUCGCUGCGUGCGCUCGUGUUCCACAGUCUUGCGGAUCGAACUCUCUUUUCCAUUCUUGAGAUAAUUCUUCAUGGACGCGCUGUUGGAUAUCAACUAAUAGCAACUACACUGAACUCACAUCUUCGACAGCGUGGGAAAUGGCACUCGCAAUUUUCGUGGCGGCGAUAUGCCUGGUUUUGUCGACAACAGCAGAGUCCAAAGUCGACUACUGCCGUAUGGACACUUUCAACCGGACUGGACCCUGGAUGCAGUUCACUAAAGAGAUCAGCGAUCGCGAGUAUGCCAUCGAGACAAAGUUCAAGAGUCUUCACUGCUGCGCCAAAAGCUACAACAGUAUAGAAUGGUACAAGGACGGGAAGCCGUACCCGUGGCCGGCGAGCACGUCCAGCCUGAUCCUGUACCCGGAGUCGGGCAACCAGACCAUCUACACGCAGGCGUCGCAGGACACGGACGCCGGCGGCUACUCGUGUCGCGUGCGCAACGAGUCCACCACGCUGGAGCACCACGUCGAGCUCAAGGUGGUUGACAGCUCCGGGUACUCCGGCCGCCCGCUGGCUACCUUCCGGCCGACAGACCAGUACGUGCCGCUGGGGGAUGACGCCAGGCUCUUCUGCGAAGCCUUCGUCGGUCGCAUUGAUCUUCCUGAUGCUCACAAUGAAGUUGUAUGGCUACGCAAUGGUACACCUCUUCCUUCCCAGUAUUGGCACACAGUUGCAAGGGAAGAUAGCCUGAUUUUAGGCUCAUAUCUGUUCAUCCACAAUAUUCGUCAUGAUGAUCUUGGGCAAUAUGUAUGUCGUAUCUCUAACACAGGCUUCCAGAUAAUAGAAAUGCCUGUCCAGCUACAUGAACUAGGGGAAACACAAACUGCAGACACCCAUCGAAUUCCGUACAGUCAGAUGUUUCUUGUGAUUGGUCUUGUGGUACUCUCAAUAAUCACAGUUGUCACACUGUAUCUGCGGUUUGCAGUGCCAGUUAGACUCUUCUAUAAGGACAAAUUUGGACCUAGAGAGGACAAUGAUGGAAAGGACUUUGACGUUUUAGUUUGUUAUGAUGAGAAAGACACUGAAUUUGCACUGGGGGUACUAAUUCCCAUGCUGGAAAAUAAACUUGGCUAUCGAUGUUGUUCUCAACUGCUCAAGGCAUCAGCAGUGAACAGUAAAUGCUGUGAUGAGAUAUACAAUACUGCGGAACGGAGUCGUCGGCUGAUGGUUGUUUUGUCACCACCUGUUGUCAACAAUAACUGGACAUGUGCAGCCCUCAUGAAAGUGCUGCGCAUAUUUUUACAAAUACAUCCAAAUACCAUCUGUAUAUCCUUGCAGGCACUACCUAAGGAAGGUGCAACAGUGAAGAAUGAGUAUGGCGAGACUCUACAGCAGUUAUGCCGUAAGGCAAAAGUCAUCAUGUGGCAAGGAAUUAGUGAGCGUGCUCGGCGUAAUUUCUGGAAAGCAGUUCGGCUUGAGCUCCCUGCACACCAUAAUACACCUGCUACUGGAUCUGUGAUUCUUCCUGCAUCCUCAAAUCGUCAGCAGAGUUCUCACAUAACUGUUAUACCACCUGCAAAGCGAGCGAUUCGAACAAACUCGCAUGAGAGCCUUGAAGUUCUAGUCUAGAUCUAGAGACACUGGUUCUAAAGCAUUACGUCUAUAAGGUCAGCUAUUGUUACCUUUUUAAUUCAUGCUUAUAAUUGUUAAUACAGUUCAUAUCAACCUAAACUGAUCUCAGCUCUCUUAGCUUGCAUGUAAAACGAGACCAUCUUCUGUACCUUAUAGUUACAAAUAAUAAAUAUUAUUAUGUAAGUUACAGAAUGUUUCAUUGCUUUCACAUGUGUCAACAUAGAGAACAUAUUCUCUUGUGGAGACAUUUAGCAGUAUUCGAAGAAAAUCUUCAGAGUAAAAACAAAAACAAAGGUCCUUCACAAAUAAAGAAUGUAACAGAUGAUAUAAAAUAUUAGCCAACAAAUAUGUAAGUGCUGAAUAAUACUGUAUCUUUGAAAUGAAGAAUCAUUUACCUAAAAAUGUAUUGCUUUGUUUUUCUGGUCUUCUGUAGGAGAUCUGAUUGACUUAGAAGUCCAAUAAUCUAAUCUUAUCAUAUGGAAUAAUGCUUUGUUAAUUUUAUCAUUUGUUUUAUGUCAGGAUUCAGUUACCUGCUUUUGCUACUAUUUAAUGUAGUGUGUGUGUCAGGUAUUACUUGUAUGUUUGUUUUUGACUACAGUUUUGGACAUGAUCAUUUUGAAUAUACUGAGACUAUUGUACUAACGUGACUGUGUCAGAUAUAUUUUUGUUACUGUAACCUACAAUCUUCAGAUAUUGUUCAUGAGUCAUUAAUUUAUUAUAACUAAAAUGUUUCCUUUUCUCUUACUGUAAUUAGUUACAAUAAAUUGGAUGAAUCAUUACUAAAACAAGUGCUUGGCAGUGUUCUGAUUACAUUUUACAGUUGCAAGAUGCAGCUGUUUUUGUCUUAAGAGAGAGCACAAUUAUUACACUGUAACAAAAAUGUAUGGAGAAAUUUUAAAUCCUGUUCAAUGGUUGGCAUAAGAAAAUUGUGUAUUAUUUUCAACAUGAAUGUGCUAGUCUUGCCAAUACAUAACACUUAACAGUUAUUCUCGUUUUGUGAUUCGUGUAUGUCUUCAAUAGUAAAUUGAUAGUUUAAUGUCAGACGGCUAACAAGGGAAAAACCUGAUUGAAUUCACAAAAUAAAAGCAGCUUUCAGUACUUAAACUAAUGAACAAAUAUCAGCAUUGAUGCAUACAAGAUGAAUAAAGAAAUGAGUUUCCAAGAAUUAUGCUUCUUAUUGAGCAGCCAAAUUUCUUACUAUAUGUGUGCCAGAAUAAAGCAAUGUGAGCUAGAAAAGGUGAAGGUAGCUAAUUAUUAUUGUAUAUUGCUAAAAGAAAAGGAGUACACACACACACACACACACACACACCACACACACACACACACACACACACACACACACACACACACACACACACACACACACACACACACCCGUGUGUGUGUGUGUGUGUGUGUGUGUGUGUGUGUGUGUGUGUGUGUGUGUGUGUGCGCUACAAUACUUUCUUCAAUGAAGGGUUACAUGUGAAAUUUAAAUCCAUAAACAUAGAGCUUUAUUUGGUAAGGUAAUGAAAACUGUACAGUGAUAAAGUAUUUUCCAAACUUGAUGCACCAAAAUAGUAUGUUUGGAUAAAUGAAUACCUGAUAAGUAAACAUUGAUAUUAUAUAUACUGGUAAACAUGAAGAACAAUUAGUACAUUAAUUUGACAGAUAAUUCACAAUUAAAAAGAUAUUUUGAAAUAUCUGCAGUUCUGUUUCAGAACGGAGUUGCUUAGUGAAAUGAACGUUUUAUAUCAAAACGUGUUUGAAAUGAUAAAACUUCAUGUUUGUAGUUUAUUCAUGUUGAUGAUUUCCAGUAUUGUUUUCUGGCAAUGAAAUACUUACAUCUCAAUCCAUACAAAAGAACAAAUGUGCUUCAUAUUGUGAAGUGCCAAGCACUUGCUUAACACACAGUUUGCCUUCUGUCUGAGACUAUAUAUUCCAUCACUGCAGAAGCAUACUACUUGCUGCGCAAAGUUCUAGUAGAGCUGGAUCUUUCCGAACCAGAUUCAAAAGGACCUGCCAAAUUGUCUUGAGUGUUAAUUAUGACAUGGUUGGCGUACUUAAUUGUUUGAUACCAAAUUGUAUUUCAUAACUGUAUGAAAGAAGUCAUACUUUGUUUCAUUAAGCCUGUAUUUAACACACAUCUCUUUUGUGGCAUUUAUUGUUCACUGCAGUGGCAUAAAAUACCUGAGAGAGAUAAAACAAGACUGAAUUUUCUUGUAAGCUGUAAGUAAUUAUGAAGCUUAAAAGUAUUCUUUAAAUUUUAUUUUGAUGUGUUAAGAGUCUUUUUAGCUUAUGGACUCCAUUGUAGAACUAUAGUAUUUGCAUGUUUCAUUUCUGCUACUAAAACAUUUAAAAUGGCAUUAUAGAAAAUUUUCAAAGAUACAUUAAUAUGUGGGGUCAGGUUGGUUGCUCUGGUAAAAUUAUGCAUGUAAAUAUCUUGAUUUAAAGAGAAAAACCCCCAAAUAUGUUGUUUGAUAAAAUUAUAUGUAAUAUUUUGUGAUAGAUGUUUGUAAUUCUGUAUCAUUGUUAUUUUGUUCAGUAUUUUUUUAGUAUACUUAUAGGAUUAAAGGAAAACCUCAUUCUUCCAUAAAAUGUAUUUAUUCAUUCAUGUAAAUAAACUUGACAGAAAAGCCA